Molecule: messenger RNA, 2205 nt
Organism: Nerophis ophidion (straightnose pipefish)
Lineage: Eukaryota; Metazoa; Chordata; Actinopteri; Syngnathiformes; Syngnathidae
Product: gastrula zinc finger protein XlCGF57.1-like
Exons: 3
Coding region: 400-1869 (489 amino acids)
Source: RefSeq, a predicted model, not a curated record
AGAAGUGUGCAGGACGCUAAUAAGAUAGCAAAGUAUGAGGAGGAACUUUGUCCAACAAAAGAGGAGAAGGAGCGACAACAUCAACUACUGGACGCUGUUUUCAAGAAACAUCAAGUUGUGUUACACAGAACAGACCUCGAUGAAGAACAUCUUCCUGGUGAGCAGGAGGUGGAACCACAGUCCUCCAACAUACACGAGGAAGAAAAGGUACCACAUUCCCAACACAUCAAAGAGGGAGUAGAGGAGCCACAGACCCAUAGUGUUAAACUGAACCUUCACAUUAAAGGGCAAGCGGAGGACCCACUGAUCUUACACAUCAAAAAUGAAGAGGAGGACCCACUGACCCCUCACUUUAAGGAGCAAGAGAACCUGCUGACCCCUCACAUUAAAAAGGAAGAGAUGGACCCACAGACCCCCUACUUUAAAGAGGAAGAGGAGGACCAAGAGCCGCCGCACAUUAAAGAGGAAGAGGAGGAAGAGGGCAUCAGUCAGCCUAAAUGGUUGGAGGAGUUCCCAGUGACUGGUGUCCCUGUGAAGAGUGAAGAUGAUGAGGUGAAAGGUGAAAGUGAGGAGAGGGGAGGGGGGGAGCCUCCAAGCAGCAGCUCAACACAACACAUGACAACAGAAGCUGAUGGAGACCACUGUGGAGGAUCACAAGCAGACAAGCUCUUAGCUCCACUAUCAGAUAGUGAGGACACAACGUCACACUCUCCUGACACUGAUGAUGAAGACUCUAAAGAUGAUAAGACAUGUCACACUGACAACACUCACUUCACUUGUUCUCUCUGUCACAAAACCUUUAAAUACCAUAGUCUUCUGAAAACACACAUGAGAAGACACACCGGAGAAAAACCUUUUAUCUGUUCAAUAUGUGGCAAAGGUUUUGUAGAAAGUCACAAUUUGAAAGUACACAUGAGAACACACACCGGUGAAAAACCUUAUGUCUGUUCAAUCUGUGGUACAUGUUUUGUACAAAGAAUCAAUUUGAAAGUACACAUGAGAAGACACACUGGUGAAAAACCUUUUAUCUGUUCAACCUGUGGUAAAGGUUUUACAGAAAGUCCGAGUUUGAAAGUACACAUGAGAACACACACUGGUGAAAAACCUUUUUCUUGCUCAGAAUGUGGUAAAGAUUUUGUUCAAAGUAAACAUUUGAAAGUACACAUGAGAACACACACUGGUGAAAAACCUUUUUCUUGCUCAGAAUGUGGUAAAGGUUUUGUACAAAGUCCCCUUUUAAAAGUACACAUGAGAACACACACUGGUGAAAAACCUUUUGUCUGUUCAAUCUGUGGUAAAGAUUUUACAGAAAGUCGAUGGUUGAAAGUACACAUGAGAACACACACUGGUGAAAAACCGUUUUCCUGUUCAAUCUGUGGUAAAGGUUUUACACAAAGUCAUCAUUUGAAAGUGCACGUGAGAAGACACACUGGUGAAAAACCUUUUUCCUGUUCAAUCUGUGGUAAAGGUUUUGCACAUACUAACAAAUGGAAAAGACACAUGAGAAUACACACUGAGGAAAAACCUUUUUCCUGUUCAACCUGUGGUAAAGGUUUUACACGAAGUCAGGGUUUGAAAGAACACAUGAGAAUACACACUGGUGAAAAACCUUUUUCCUGUUCAAUCUGUGAUAAAGGUUUUACAGAAAACUGGUGUUUGAAAGUACACAAGAGAACACACACUGGUGAAAAUUCACAUUCCUGUUCAAUCUGCAACAGAAGCUUUUGUCAACAAUCAAAGCUUGUUGCACACAUGAGAAGACACCCAGGAGAGAAAGUGUUGAGUUGUGGUGUGUGUGGUGAAAGAUUGUCUUCUAAGUACCAGUGUAAGAAACACAAGUGUGCUGGUGAGAACAGCAGCAGCAAAUGAAACUGCAGGAUUUGAAAUAAACUGUCCAGACUUUCAUUUUGACUUUCUAACAACAUCAGCACAUAUAACAUGUGUGACAUUGUUGUUUGUCUAACAAUCUGUUUAAUAUGAUCUUUACAUUUAUAGAUUGGAUAGUUUGAAAUAUUGAAGUGUGACAUAUUUGUAUUUGUAAUUGUUAAUAAUCCCAUAGAUUAGCACCUUUAUAUGAUAUACAUAUGUACUGGUUCACAUCUGAAACAUCUUCUGGACCACUUCAGGAAGCAUAUUAUUAUUUACUUUAUACAUCAUUUGAACAGUUGUCUUUUAUACAAUUUUAAAAUGUGUCUUUUUAAACCA